This is a messenger RNA of Pistacia vera, 3222 nucleotides long. RefSeq names its product pentatricopeptide repeat-containing protein At1g71490. Bases 438 to 2609 code for a protein of 723 amino acids. The record is from RefSeq and is a predicted model, not a curated record. Gene Ontology annotation, biological process: RNA modification. Gene Ontology annotation, molecular function: RNA binding; protein binding. The transcript has 2 exons. NCBI's taxonomy places the organism in Eukaryota, Viridiplantae, Streptophyta, Magnoliopsida, Sapindales, Anacardiaceae.
UUUAACAAAAUCCUAAUGUCCAAUUCUCAACACCAGUCGAAGGCUCGUUAUCAAUCCCCCACUACGGCGCCACCAAGCAAACAAAAUCAGAAACCCCUAAACCACCAAGCAAACCCAAUAUCUUCUCCAUGACCGGAGGCGUGAAGAAUGAAGUUAAAAAGGCGUAUGUUCAGCAGUUAGUAUUAGGUAGAUUAAAUCUAGUUUAGUUAUUCAGCAGCUGAGGUAGCUGAACAAAAGGUAUGGGCUAGAAGUAGCUUGAAACUUCCUCAUAUAUCAGAAUCUAUUAUGAAAACUUUACUCUGAGGUAUUUCAGAAUUGACUUGAAUUUUGAUCUUGUUGGAGUGUAAUUGAACAGAGAGUGUUGUGUAUGCAAUUUUUAGUAAUCAUUAUGUUUAGGCAUACAAUUUUGGGCAAAACUAGUCACCUAUGGCAGAGUUAUGAAUGGGAUUCCUAAAGAUAGAGCGAGCUUGAGGAGAAUUUUGUUUAUAACCCAGAAAUGUAUGCCUAACAAAUGCAAAGAAAGUUUUAAACAACCGGAGGUUCAAAACAAAUGCCCAUCUGUUUCUUAUGAUGAAUUUAUGAUGGCUGACCUUGUUGCAUCUCUGAAAGACUUUUCAAGCCAAGGUCUUUUGGGUAAAGCAUUCAAAAUUUUUUCUCUUAUACGUCUCCAUGCUUCCUCUAGAGAUGUCUAUUUCUUUGAUAUUUUACAUUCCAUUUCUUCACUUUUAUUAUGUUGUAAUAAUGUUAAAGCACUCAGGCAGGGUAAACAGCUUCAUGGUUGUGUAAUCUCAUUAGGGUUAGAACAGCAUCCCAUUUUGGUUCCAAAGAUGGUUACUUUUUACUCAACAUUUAAUUUACUUAUUGAUGCUCACGUUGUUGUUGACAAUUCAAGUAUCUUGCACCCUUUACCUUGGAAUAUGCUUAUAUCUUUGUAUGUUAGAAAUGGGUUGUUUGCGGAGGCUUUUGGUGCUUAUAAACAAAUGGGAAGUAGGGGGAUUAGAGCUGAUAAUUUUACAUACUCGUCUGUUCUCAAGGCUUGUGGUGAAAUGAUGGACUUGGGAUUUGGAAGGGAGGUCCACAAGUCUAUUAAUUCUAGUCAUGAAUGGAGUUUGUUUGUGCAUAAUGCUUUGGUUUCCAUGUAUGGAAAAUUUGGGGAAAUGGGAGUUGCGCGGCAGUUAUUUGAUGAAAUGCCGGAGAGGGACGCUGUUUCUUGGAAUACCAUGAUCUCUGGUUAUGCUUCCAAGGGCAUGUGGGAGAAGGCUUUUGAGAUGUUUGAGAAAAUGCAGGCGGAGGGUGUUGAAUUGAAUAUCAUAACAUGGAAUACUAUAGCUGGAGGCUGUUUGCGGACAGGCAAUUUCAAGGGAGCUCUUGAGUUGCUCUCCAAGAUGAGAACUCGUGGUGCUCAUUUGGAUUCAGUGGCCAUGAUUAUCGGCUUAGGAGCUUGUUCCCACAUUGGUGCCAUUAAGUUGGGUAAAGAGAUUCAUGGUUGUGCUGUUCGGGGUGGUUGUGAUGAUUAUGAUAAUUUUAGAAAUGCAUUGAUUACUAUGUAUUCAAGGUGCAGAGACCUUAGGCAUGCCUAUACUAUAUUUCAGUUGAUAGAAGCAAAAAGUAUUAUUACUUGGAACUCCAUGCUUUCUGGUUACAGUCACAUGGACAGAUCUGAGGAAGCUUCCUUCCUAUUUAGGGAGAUGCUACUUUCUGGGAUUGAACCAAAUUAUGUAACAAUUGCAAGCAUUCUUCCUCUUUGUGCUAGGGUUGCUAAUCUACAACAUGGUAAAGAGUUUCAUUGCUACCUUAUGAGGCGUGAAAUCUUUAAGGACUAUCUAUUACUAUGGAAUGCUCUUGUGGACAUGUAUGCGAGAUCUGGAAAAGUCGUGGAAGCUAAAAGAGUAUUUGAUUUGAUGUGCACACGCAAUGAAGUGACUUAUACUUCCUUGAUUGCUGGAUAUGGGGUUCAAGGAGAGGGAAAAGUUGCAUUAAAACUAUUUGAAGAGAUGGAAAAGUUUCAAAUCAAACCGGACCAUGUAACCAUGGUUGCAGUUCUAUCAGCUUGUAGCCAUUCAGGUUUAGUAGUUGAAGGUCAAAGGUUGUUUGAAAAGAUGUCGAUCAUUUAUGGUAUAUCUCCCUGUCUAGAACACUUUGCUUGCAUGGUUGAUCUCUUUGGGAGAGCUGGUAUGUUGAAUAAAGCAAAACAGAUCAUCUCAAAAAUGCCGUACAAGCCUACCCCUGCCAUGUGGGCUACUCUCUUAGGAGCCUGUCGUAUACAUGGAAAUACAGAUAUUGGAGAAUGGGCAGCUGAGAAAUUGUUAGAAACAGGGACUGAAAAUUCAGGUUAUUAUGUAUUGAUUGCUAAUAUGUAUGCUGCUGCUGGUUGUUGGAACAAGCUUGCGGAAGUGAGGACUUUCAUGAGGGACUUGGGUGUGAGGAAGGCUCCUGGCUGUGCUUGGGUUGAUGUGGGAUCUGGUUUUUCUCCCUUUUUGGUGGGGAAUACGUCAAAUCUGAAGGCAAAAGAGAUUUAUCCUUUAUUAGAUGGAUUGACUGAGCUAAUGAAAGAUGUUGGAUAUGUUUCUGGAGGGGAAUUUUGUUCUGAAGAUGAAGUUAUAGGAUGAAAAUGAAAUAAUUUAUCCCAAAUGGUAGAUUCUUGUUCUUUAGUAUUAUGGGUUGUACGAUUCUCUGGAUCAGCAAUUCAAUUACCAUGUUUAUAUGUAUAUUUGAUGUUACAUAUUCUUGUGAAGCCAGAGUGAACUAUUUGGCAUGAAGAAUACAUGUUAACAGAACCAUUGGCGCUCAUCAGAGGGAUAGGUUGGCACUGAGUAGGUGUUCAUUAUUUGUGUUGCUUCAACUUUGGAGGAAAAUGUGAGCUGAUCACUUCCCUGUCUUGGAUCUGUUGCCAAUUCUGUUCUGUAUGCACAUGCUGCUUUUGUGAUCCUUGAAUGCUCUUUUACAAGGCAUAUAAUGGUCAAUACAAUGUAUCAUGUGAUCUUUACAAUCUGAGACAAACUAUAAAGUCUAGUGAGGAUACUCUUUUACCUGUACUCUGCACCAUUUUCACUUGUGGUAAGGAUGGGUUAGUUAAUUUGAUUUUAUUCUAAUUUGUGUUCUUUUUUUAUCAACCCAAAUUUCAAUGCAACUUUCUGGUGGAACUUGAACCUAUGACUUUAAUUUUUACAAGAAAUGAUUUAAUUACUGAUAUUUUUCUAUUUGUGCUGCGGAAAGCCCUCC